Cynoglossus semilaevis (tongue sole) is the source of this 3487-nucleotide messenger RNA. Its product is annotated as ubiquitin-conjugating enzyme E2 Q2-like. The record is from RefSeq and is a predicted model, not a curated record. The coding region runs from base 143 to 1279 and encodes 378 amino acids. The transcript has 13 exons. NCBI's taxonomy places the organism in Eukaryota, Metazoa, Chordata, Actinopteri, Pleuronectiformes, Cynoglossidae.
UCUCCAGAGCUCCAGCCUCUUUGUUUUCGUUCUCACGCUAACGUGCCAGAUCCGCGCACCGACUCCACCGCGCGCUCGCACUCCGCCCCGACUUCCCCUCUGCGAGCAGCGGCCUGCUGGUGCUUUCUGAGAUGAGCUGAAGAUGUCGGUGUCGGGGCUGAAGGCCGAGCUGAAGUUUCUGGUGUCAAUCUUUCACCCGAACCACGAGCGAUUUAGAAUCAUAGAGUGGAAACCGGAUGAGCUGAGCUGCCAGUUCAACGUGACGGGAGAGAAGCCGCUGAUCAUCCACUGCAACAUCACGGAAUCAUAUCCCUCAACACCCCCGAUAUGGUUUGUUGACUCUGAUGAUCCAAGUCUGGCAGAGGUGUUGGAGCGUUUAGAGGAUGUGAGAAAAGGCAGCACAUUACUCCUUCAACAGCUGAAGCGUCUGAUUUGUGACCUGUGUCGACUGAACAACCUCCCACAACAUCCGGAUGUAGAAAUGCUGGACCAGCAUCUCCCUGCUGGUCCAAUUACCCAGGACAGGAAGCACGGGCCUUCAGAUGAGGUGACAUCUGAAGAGGAAGAGGAGGAGGAAAUGGGAGAGCAGGACAUUGACCUGGACCAAGAUCUGGAUCAUUACGACAUGAAAGAGGAGGAGCCGGUCGAUGGAAAAAAGUCUGAGGAUGAUGGGAUAGAAAAAGAAAAUCUGGCCAUCCUAGAAAAGAUUCGGAAAAACCAGAGACAGGAUCACCUGAACGGUGCAGUCUCCGGCUCGGUCCAAGCCUCAGACCGUUUAAUGAAGGAACUCAGGGAGAUCUACAGAUCACAGAGUUACAAGACAGGUAUUUAUUCAGUGGAACUAGUCAGUGACAGCCUUUAUGAAUGGCACGUCAAGUUGAGGACGGUAGACCCUGAUAGUCCGCUGCAUAGUGACUUGCAGGUUCUAAAGGAAAAGGAAGGAGUUGACUACAUUCUUCUCAAUUUCUCUUAUAAAGAUAAUUUUCCCUUUGAUCCACCUUUUGUACGGGUCGUCUCACCUGUGCUCUCCGGAGGUUAUGUUCUAGGAGGAGGGGCCUUGUGUAUGGAGCUUCUCACAAAACAGGGCUGGAGCAGUGCCUAUUCCAUAGAAUCUGUCAUUAUGCAGAUAAAUGCAACACUGGUCAAGGGAAAAGCCAGGGUGCAGUUCGGAGCCAAUAAGAACCAGUACAAUCUUGCCAGAGCACAACAGUCAUACAAGUCGCUUGUGCAGAUUCAUGAAAAGAAUGGCUGGUACACACCGCCUAAAGAGGACGGUUAAGGAGCUGCUAUCGCUAUGCACAGGAACACGUCUCUGGGUCAAAGUAACUUGUGUUGUUUGGAAUAUUUUCCCUAUCAGACUUAACUGGGAAUGUAUCAUCUUUCUCAUGGAAAUCAUCUGGCUGGCUCCUCUGACAACUAUUCCUUCGCCGCGUUGCAGGACAAACUCUGGUGUCGCUUUGCUUUUUCCCCUCUGUGUUUAAGGAGAAUGAUGCGAGGGUAUCACAGGUCCUGUUUCCUACUCAUGCUCAUUUGUCUUUGAGACGUUUAUCCCUUUUAAUGUAGGGGAAUACUUUUAUUUUAUUUUUUAUUUUUUAAACAUCAAAUCUGGCCUCACAGCCCGUCAGUUACAACUUCUGAAUGAGCAUUUUAUGAAGUGAUCGAUACAAAAGCUAUGAAAAAGGACUCUCACUGUUGUUUGUUUUAUUAUUUGAUUUUUAAAGUGUCUGUGGUACACCAUGGUAAGUAUUGUUCUAGAACUGUGAUCGGGCAGUUUUUAUUAUUUUGAAUCCUAGGCAACAAGUGAGCUGAUCUUUUAGCAGCAUAUAUUUAAAAAAAGAAACGACCGGCCACUCUGGGUCUGUUAGUGCGUACAUUUGGAAAUGUGUGGAGGCUGAUGUGAAAUAGCACUGGCUUGUCAAACGAUGUCUCCAAACACAAUCAGGAGUGGAUUUGAAAUAUCUCUGCAUCUCUUGUCUUAGAAAGACGGUGUGUCCUCGUCAGAUGACAUCACAUUGACAGUCCUCACCGGCCUGUUUACGCCUUAUUUAUGUUAAUACACAGGCCUCAGAUGAACUGUUGGUGUUCUGGUUAAAGCUGACUGUGGUUGAGGUUGUGGUCGUCUGUGUGCUGAGCUGACAUCAUUAUUCUCAGCCCUGUUAGCAUUUGUGUUUGGCUUCAAAGUGGAACAGCUGGUGGAACCUUUUCCUGUUUUGGCAUCAAAUUAAAACCAUAAGGGGGCAGUGUGAAGAAUUUGGCCAAUAGCUCUUUUCAAUUGUAAAUAAUGAAGAUUAAAUUCAUCACUUCUACUUUUCAGUGGCUGCUUUGAGAUUGGCUUCUGUUGGAGAGCUAAGGAUUUUCCGUUUUCCCCUGUCCUUACAGCUGUGCAGUGUGUCUCAGUGUGGUUCACAUGGACUGUAAUCAUUUACACCUGACCAGCUACAAACUGAAACAGUCGCCGCGUCACUUAACCUCCACUGCUGUUCCAGCUUCCUCAGUCAGGAGCUCAUCUUUGGUUUCUUUUCCUCGCUAACGCACGUGUCAUCAGGUGUCUGCGUGUAACAGAAAAGAAUUGUCAUGUGACAAAGAACUCACCGGAAGCUAAUUGAGGCAGUGCACUUAACCUUUGACCUUGCAAUAUACUGUAGUGCACCAUCAGUCCUGCUGUUACCUAUGGCGGGAAACACACACACUGUCAGUCAGUCUGCUUCUCUUUCUGCAUUUUAUUUUUGCUGUUAACACUGUCUGCAAAAAGCAUGUUUAAAUGGCAACUCAGGUAACAAUCGAUCCUUAGAGGGCACUGUGGAAACGCUGAUGUGUCGAUGCUCUGCUCCACGGGUGUUUGGAGGCGCUCACAGACGAUGUCAACCAGUUUUACAACACGUUAACAGGACUGCACGGUCAACACAAUUAGCUCACCCCAAACCCCAAAACUGUCUUCAAAUGCUUUUACCCUAAAGCACUGAAUUGAUUUUGGUGCAUGAUCCUUGAUAUAUAUUUUUUUUAACCUGAUAGCAAAAAUGUCGGCAGCAGGUCUCUGUACAUUUGUGUCUGAGCAUUCAUCAAGUCUGAUCAAUAUCUCUCGUCACGCAGUCGUGGCCCGUGUUGUCUGGCAGCACACAAAAUCUGCACCAUGAAAACAAGUUUGAAAUAGUUUAAGGUUUAAAAGUCUGCUCCAGAGCCGUCACCCUUCUGUGACCCCCCACCCCUUGAUGCUAAACCCUGGUCAGAUGUUCAGACUGAGAGCAGAUUCAGGUUCGAUAGACAAUGUCUGGGUGAACUAGACUUUGCACACUUCUCUAACUGGACUUUGCAUUGAACAGAUUCAUUUACCUUGAUUGUGAUUUCAUUUCCUGGCACCGACACACAGACCAGACUGGCAACCGUUGGCUCGCUUUGGUUUUCUCAUUUUACAUUUGAAGAAGUUUUUGGCCAUGUACAGUAAUUUGUAAACUUGCAUCAAGUUUAUGAAUAAAGAAUUUUAAGAUUA